This is a messenger RNA of Microdochium trichocladiopsis, 1620 nucleotides long. Its product is annotated as Alpha/Beta hydrolase protein. The transcript has 2 exons. The record is from RefSeq and is a predicted model, not a curated record. Lineage: Eukaryota; Fungi; Ascomycota; Sordariomycetes; Xylariales; Microdochiaceae. Bases 346 to 1512 code for a protein of 388 amino acids. Gene Ontology annotation, molecular function: hydrolase activity.
GCCAUGCGCAUGUUUGCCAAUGUCCAACCUCGAUGGCGCCUCGACGAGGCUAGCCCGGCCCCCCCUGUGAACCUUUGCCUAGUGCUCUGGAUCUGUCUGUGCCCACUGCUGAUUGGCCACAACUUUUACGAACCGGACCAAUGCAACUGCCGACCGGCGGCCCUUUUGCCAUCGCCGUGUGCUUCACCUCGGCCCCGCGGCGGGCUAUAAGCUAGCGUCCCUCUCGCGACACUGGCGCAGCGCGAUAGGGUCAACACUCGUGCUCCGCGAUCCUCACCCGGAACUUACACUGCAAAACUCGACACACAGAGUCACACUGUCCGCCCUGCCCGCCCUGCCACCGCCAUGGCCGACCUCAGCGCUCCCGGCGAGCUCGCCGUCCAGCCGCACUUCCCCUUCCUCCAGGCUCUCCAGCAUGGCGCCAUCGCGUGGUCCGUCAAGGGCGUCAUCAACACCCUCCUCACCUUUAGGCAGCUGGGCCACUGGUGGAACAAGAGCCCCAACGCCCCAGACUUGGUCAAGACAUAUGCGUGCCGGUCGUCGCUGCCCAUCAGAAUCUUCUUCCCCAAGGGCUACGAGCGCAACAGCAAGGCCCUUCUCCCCACUCUCUUCGUCAUCCACGGCGGCGGCUUCCUCAUCGGCGACCCGUCCGACGACGACCUCGUGAACCGCCGCGUCGCUGACACGCACAACUUCCUCGUCGUCGAGCUCAACUACCGCAAGGCCCCCGGCUCGCCCUUCCCCGUCGGCCUGCACGACCUCGAGGCCAUCCUGCUCGCGCUGUACAAGGACCUCGACAGCCCCGGCUCGGAUGCCUGGCUCCCCGUCGACAAGUCCCGCGUCGCGUUCAGCGGCUUCUCCGCGGGCGGCUGCCUCGCUCUCGGGCUCUGCCAGCUCCCCGCGAUCCAGACCAUCGUGGCGCCGUCCGCGGUGAUCCCCGUGUACCCGGUCGUGGACCAGAGCAUUAAGCCCGGCGAGCGCGCCCUGCGGCGGCACUACAAGACCAGCUUUCCCGGCCUGCGCGGUGACUCGAAGGACCUGCUCUCCCGCAUGUCGCCCUAUUUCGUGUGGAGCUAUCUCCCCUACGGCCAGGAUCUGCGGGACCCGCUGCUCUCCCCGUUCUAUGCGAAGCGGGAGAGUCUGCCCAAGGGUGUGUUUGUCGUGGGAGCUGAGCUGGAUCAGUUGUGCCACGAGGGGUGGCGGUUCGCGUGCAGACUGGGAGGGAAGAGGGUACCGCCUGACUCGGCGGAGGAGAAACCUGGUCGGGAGGAGCCCGGGACGGAGACGGGCAAGCUGGUGACCGAGGGUGGAGACGAGAGGUUCUACUGGGAGCAUGAUGAGGGCGGCAAGUCGGAACGGUGGUUGCUGAUCCCGGAUGCGGUGCAUGGGUUCAAUCUGAUCCCGCCGAGCAUGCAUGCUGAUCCGGUUGCUGUCAAGGACUCCAACGACAAGGCGAUUGCGUACGAGAAGAUGAUGGCGGAGUGGUUGAACAAUGUUAUCUGGAAGAAGUGAGCUGGCAGAGAGAGUAAUCGAUACUGAUGGAUACUUAUUUAACUAUAUUUCUCCAAUAUAUAAGCACAGGUAUAGCCUCAGUCCCGCGCGUGACCUACAAUGCCAGAG